ACACCAUGGCAAGUGGUGUACUAGUUUUAAAGACUAAAGAGUCCAUCUCACGAUGCCUCCUUCCAUUUACGAUUUUGCUCAUUCACUAUUUUCUCUCUACAAUUUCCAAGUCAGUAAACAGUGGGAUGGUGUCCUUCGCCCCGGCUCUUCCACCUUUGCCUCCUACUUCCAACACUAUCACCAGACACUCCAUUCCAACUGGCUCAAUUCAUUGUAAGGUUGAUACAAAUACAAGUCUUCGUAGAGAUUCCUUCUGCAGACGCGAUCUUUUUCAUUGCAUUGGUGCUACCAUCAGCUUGGAGCUUCUUGGAAGAUCAAGUUCAUUGAUUGAAGUGGCUAGUGCUGCUGAUUUGAUACAACGCAGACAGCGCUCUGAAUUUCAAUCAUCUGUCAAGGACAUUUUGUCAACUGCUUUAAAGGAAAAUCAGGAUCUCAUCCCAUCCUUGCUCACUCUGGCUCUUAAUGAUGCAAUGACUUACGACAAAGCUUCGAAGUCUGGGGGUCCCAAUGGGUCCAUUCGCUUCAGCUCAGAGAUGAGCAGACCAGAAAAUAAAGGACUUGUAUCAGCAAUGAAUAUGUUGGAGGAGGCAAAGAAGGAUAUAGAUGUAAUGUCCAAGGGAGGACCAAUCUCAUAUGCUGAUCUAAUUCAAUAUGGAGCACAAAGUGCGGUUAAAAAAACGUGCCUUGAUGCUGCAAUUCGCAAAUGUGGUGGGAAUGCUGAGAAAGGGACUCUUUUGUAUAGUGUGUACGGCUCAAAUGCACAGUGGGGCCAGUUUGAUAAGCAAUUUGGAAGGUCUGAUUCUGUACACGCUGACCCAGAGGGAAGGAUCCCUCAGUGGGAAACUGCCAGUGUUCAGGAAAUGAAAGAUAAGUUCAAAGCAAUAGGCUAUGGGCCCCGUCAGUUAGCAGUAAUGUCUGCAUUCCUCGGUCCUGAUCAGGCUGCAACUGAGGCAAGACUGGCCACAGAUCCAGACGUCCUCCCCUGGGUUAUCAAGUACCAAAGAAGCCGAGAAACAGUGUCCCAAACCGAUUAUGAGGUUGACUUGAUUGCUGUGCUUACGAGAUUAAGUACCUUGGGCCAACAAAUCAAUUAUGAGGCAUAUACAUAUCCUGUCCAAAAGAUUGAUGUAACCAAACUCAAAUUGUAGAAAGGAGAAAAGAUUUUGGCAUCAUAUGCAUGAUGUGAGGUUUCAGGUUAGCUAGUGAAAGAAACUGCCUGCUGUAUUCGAGCAAAGAUAACAUUUACAUCUGUACCCCCACAGUUUGUACAUUUGAGUAUUUGACCAUUGUAUGUGUGACAUAGAGGCCAUGCUAAUCUUCUCGAUACCAUUCCAAUAUUAUGGGAUGUCUCCUAAUGGACUGAAUGUGCCAAGUUAAUGUGUUAUUUGAAUAGAGAGAGCAUCAGGAUUCAGGACUGUAGUUAAUGUUGGUAGAUGAAGUGUGAAUU
Messenger RNA from Cuscuta europaea, 1447 nucleotides. NCBI's taxonomy places the organism in Eukaryota, Viridiplantae, Streptophyta, Magnoliopsida, Solanales, Convolvulaceae. The record is from the annotation of a GenBank genome assembly.